AUGUCUUCAUCUGAUAUAUUUGAUGUGCUGAAUAUCCAGCAGAAGUCCAAAAGUCCCGGGAGUACUAAUUCUCCGACUCCUGUGGCCUCCAGCAGUGGGACGGCCUCUAAUCGAGCUCCAAAGACGCAAGUGACCGGGAUGCAGAGAGAAUUGUACAGUUUACUGGGCGAAAAUCAGCCUCCUUUAGUUGUGCAGCCAAGUAAUAAGUUUAAGGAGAAACUGGCAUCUAUAUCUAAACCCUCUCCAUGGACUUAUGCUCCAUUCAAGGCAAAUUUAUCUGUUAAACUGCACCAUUGGGUUAAAGGCUCAAAAGAAUUGGUCGGUGAAGAACCUCAAGAAUCACCCCAUUCUAAAUAUAACGUUCAUCUAACUAUACCGAGCUUUAGUAGAGAAGAAUAUGAAUCCUUCAUGAAUAAUGCACCGGAAGAGCAAGAGAAAGAAAAUUCGGCACAAAAUGACGAAAAGAAUGCUAAUACAGACAGUAAAACAGAUCAAGAUUGGACCUUCGAGGAGGCAGAUUACCUCUUUCGCCUGUGUCGAAAAUAUGAUAUGAGAUGGUUUGUUAUUUAUGAUAGGUAUUCUUCUGAGAAACGCCGGACUUUGGAAGAUUUAAAAGAGACAUUUUACAAAGUUUGCAAAAGGUAUUUUACAGCCAAGUCGCCGGACGAUGCAUUGUUAAGUUCGUUGGAUUAUCCCAAACAGAAAGAAUUGGAAAGAAAGAAAUACUUACAGCGCCUGUUGUCACGAUCAGCUGCUGAGAUUGCCGAGGAAGAGGCUCUGAUUAUAGAAUCACGUAAAUUUGAGAUGGCAGCUAAGAAAACAUUGAAUGAGCGAGAAUCUUUACUACGUCUGCUGGAUUCGCCGAAUAGCGAUCAGUCAGUAUCUCAAUAUUUAUCUUCACAAGGUAUCUCUCAGCUGUAUGGAAGCCUGCUUUCUGACAAAUCAAAGAAGCGAAAGCACAAUACUAACGUUCCAGAGAAUCCUUGGAUGAAGCAGCAACAGCAGUUUGCUCAGCAACGACAACAGUUGCAGCAACUGCAGGACAGAAAGCACGAUGGCCAGGACCUUGCGUCGCCACGCAAGACCAAGAAACAGAAGCAGGAAAUCCAGACAGCUAUAAAACGAAAAGCAGAGAGCGUCUAUGCCGAGCAUCUCUUGAAAAAUUUUAAUCAAGAAGAGAGAGCCGCUUUGGGGGUUGUUACCCAUGGUGAGAAACUCGCACCAGGUGUAUUCCUGCGCUCCACGAAAGUCUCCACUUUCAAGCCUGCUCUACAAAACAAAGUAGCAACAAUAUUGCAAGAACUCGACCUUCCUACGAGGCCUGCUAUGCCCACAAGCGAGGUAAUGAAGGAACAUGAGGAGUUGCUCAAGGGCAUAGCGACUUUGGUAGAUCUCAAAAAGCAUCUCGAUAAGCUUGAAGCUGAAAAGUCUAUUGUCAAAUAG
Molecule: messenger RNA, 1443 nt
Organism: Torulaspora delbrueckii
Lineage: Eukaryota; Fungi; Ascomycota; Saccharomycetes; Saccharomycetales; Saccharomycetaceae
Gene: SWC4
Product: Swc4p
Exons: 1
Coding region: 1-1443 (480 amino acids)
Biological process (GO): DNA repair; negative regulation of transcription by RNA polymerase II; chromatin remodeling
Cellular component (GO): Swr1 complex; NuA4 histone acetyltransferase complex
Molecular function (GO): transcription corepressor activity
Source: RefSeq, a predicted model, not a curated record